CUUCACGCAUCCUAGUGGGCGAUCCGUUCCGCCCCGACGUUCUUAUCGCUGGCGCGGAUGAUUUCGUAGUGAGACCACAGGUCGGGCUGCCAGUGGUUUAAUUUAAUUCAUCAGCAACCAGACAACAUUACAGUCAGACAUACGAUUAACUAUUUGCCUGCCUACACAUCUAAUAGGAGAGGGCAUCGCUCGAUUUACAACCACCACGAUUACGACUUGAGACGAACGAUUUCCAGAAAACAAUUCAACAACUGAAUUGAGAGAAGAGCAACGGUCUCAAUAAACCAAAAGCAAGAAAAAGCACUGAACGACAACAUGUCAAUGGCAUAUUACUUUGCCGCGCACUUCAACGUGCCCAACACCCACAUGAGCGAUAACGCCAUAUCAACCACCACAUCUCCUCUGCCCACAUUACCAGCAGGAGAACAAACACAUCACCCCACCACACCCUCAAAACGGCUCCCCACAGCCUCCCAAAAACAAUCCAUCUUCUUCCUCCUCCCCGCCGAACUCCGCAACCAAAUCUACGACUACCUCCUCUGCGCCAACACCCCAAACUCCAACUCCCUGGUUGAGUACUCGCAACAGCGCAGCCACGCGCCCCAACCCAUCUACCCAGCCAUCCUCGCCACCUGCAAGCGCAUCCACCAAGAAGCCCAGGAUCUCCUCUACUCAACUCACAUCUUCCAAGCCCACCCUUCCCUCCUAACAUCCCUCCCCCACCUCGUCUCCCCGUGGAAACCCCUCCUCGACGCCUCUGCGAUCGCCAAGAUCCGGCGCUGGUACUUAUCCGUGCGCCUGGAUACCGACCCACGGUUUACAGAGAAGCAAGCGACGGCUGCAUUUAGCGGCGCCGAGUAUCUGGAGAUUCAUGCGUGGCAGAGUAUGUUCGAUGGGUGUGACGAUGGGGUUUUACGGCUUUUUGCCGGGAUAAGGGGGGUUAGGGUUGCGAGGGUGACGGGGUGUGCGAAGGGGGAAUUUGCGGUGUGGUUGGAGGGGCAGAUGAUGAGGCCGAUUGAGGAGGAUGUGGUGGAGGUGGAGGAGAGGUGUAGUUGUGCGAAGGGGGUUUGCGGGAAGUGUGGGGAGAGGAUUGUGUGUGAGGAGAAGGUUGUGCGGUGGAUUGGGCAGGAGAGGGAUGUUUGGACUUUCGGGAAUAGAUGAAUGGGUUUACGACUAGGGUUUUUUUGGUAUUUGGGAUGAGGCAG
Messenger RNA from Bipolaris sorokiniana ND90Pr, 1205 nucleotides. RefSeq lists its product as uncharacterized. NCBI's taxonomy places the organism in Eukaryota, Fungi, Ascomycota, Dothideomycetes, Pleosporales, Pleosporaceae. The transcript has 2 exons. The record is from RefSeq and is a predicted model, not a curated record. Bases 316 to 1161 code for a protein of 281 amino acids.